AUGGUCAUGAACACCCCAGUGACUAGGGUUGACCUUAUAGCGCAGAACCAGAUGAACCAAAUGAUAGUAGGCCAGAACGAACAGCUUCUAGCCAACCACCCGAUCAACCGAGUGGACUGGUGCCACAAACCAUUGCUAGGCGAGGCCACGGGGACAGUCGUGAUCAGUCUCAUGACAAAGGCAGGUGCAAAUGCUGCGUUGGUAGCAGGAUGCAUCUCCUUCGAAGACCAGAUCAAGAAUACCAUCAGGUACAGUAGGGAAUGCAAAGUCCCACAGUGCUUCAAAUGCUACGAAUACGGACAUACAACGCGCCAAUGUCGAAACGAAGAAGUAUGCAGACACUGUGCUGGGGAUCAUCCCAUCAAGAAGUGCGCGAACCUAAGCGGGAACAAGACUCGCGCUCUAUGCAAUGGGAAUCACCCGACGUGGGCCCAGAGCUGCGAGUACAUAAAGAAAGAAAGGGCGAGAAUCGAGAUAGAAAUCCAGAAAGUCAAGGACCAGCCCUACUACCCAGAGGACCCAGUCGUCAGCCCAGGACCAUCGGAAAGAGGAUCCGUAGUGUCAUUCCGCUUGCCGGCUGAAGAAGACGCGACGGACGGGAGACCUAACUCGGAUCCAACCCCAGCGGAGGCAGCAAGCGUCAUGAGCUCAGGCACUAGAUCAAGCACGGGACAAUCGACUGGACAAGGGGGCCAGACUAGGAGCAAGGAACUUUCAGCACUACUACGCCCGUAG
Messenger RNA from Aureobasidium melanogenum CBS 110374, 735 nucleotides. RefSeq lists its product as uncharacterized. The transcript has a single exon. Lineage: Eukaryota; Fungi; Ascomycota; Dothideomycetes; Dothideales; Saccotheciaceae. Bases 1 to 735 code for a protein of 244 amino acids. Gene Ontology annotation, molecular function: zinc ion binding; nucleic acid binding. The record is from RefSeq and is a predicted model, not a curated record.